AUGAAUUCCGAAUUAGAUGGUCAAAACGGAGGUUGGAAUUGAUUAGUAUCCGGGAGGUGAAGAAGGUCUCUCUUCUUUUCUUAGUUUUAGUGAUGAGAGAUAUAUAGAGAUAGAGGUGGAGUUUUUCUAGCGCAUUUCAUCAAAAAUCUUACUCCCAUGCUCAAGCUAUAAUGCUUCUGCUGCGCUUAUGAAAUCAUCCCUGUUUCUCAUUCUGUAUUCUGUUCAUCUAUAAUCAUCUCUAUCUCUGUUCUCUGUAUCAUCCGAAGUACAAAAGCAAAGCAAUAAAACCCAACUGAUUAAUCAACGAUCAUACUUGUCUUCCUGGGUUGCUUAUUCAGCAGGUGUGAUGAAGGUUUGUUGGCCAUACUUUGAUCCAGAAUUCGAGAACCUCACCGAAAAGAUAUAUGGUCCAAGUUACAGAGUUUGCAUUGACAACGAGAGCUGUAAAGAAUGUACAGUUGUGAAAGUAGACACAUUGAAUAAACAAGGUCUACUUCUUCGAGUCAUUCAAGCAUUAACAGAUAUGAACCUCACAAUCUCUAAGAGCUAUAUUUCAUCUGAUGGGGAAUGGUUCAUGGAUGUCUUUCAUGUCAAAGAUGAUAAAGGACACAAACUUACUGACCAUAGUGUUGUCAAUUACGUUCAACAGAAUAUGCAAGCCAUUGGUACAACUAAAGACAAGAGUGAGGUUGAGACCUCGGUAGGAGCAGUUAUCAGGUCUGAUACGCUUGCAGACCACACAGCUAUUGAAUUGACAGGAGCUGAUCGACCGGGUCUUUUAUCUGAGAUAUCAGCAGUCCUAGCUGAUUUAAGGUGCAAUGUUGUAGAAGCCCAUGCUUGGAGCCAUAAUGAGUAUCUUGCUUGUGUGGCUUACAUCUCUGAUCAAUCCAACUCCAGCCGUAUUGAAGACCCCAACCGGCUUGCAGUCAUCAAAGAUCAUCUAUCGACUGUUAUCCAUGCAACGACUCCCAUUGAUGACACUGAAGCUUAUAAUGACCAAAGAGUUGAAACUGCAGAUCUGCCUGGUGGAAGAAGAGAUAGAAUGACAACAAAUGUUGAGCAUCGACUACACCAACUAAUGCUUGGUAGUCGUGACUUUGAAGGGCGAGUUGGAUCAGUAAGCAACAACUCUUCGUCACCUUCUAUGUCGAUAAAUGUAGUUGGUGAUGGAAAAAAGAUAGUUGUGUCAAUAGAGGGUUGUAAAGAAAAGGGAUAUUUAGUUGUUCGUGUAGAAUGUAAAGAUCGACGAAGGCUUAUGUUUGAUACAGUUUGCACACUCACAGACAUGCAGUAUGUUGUUUUUCAUGCUUCAAUAAGUAGUCAUGGAAAUUCUGCAAUUCAGGAGUAUUAUAUCCGGCACAUAGAUGGCCACGCGUUAAUCUCAGAAACAGAAAAACGAAGAGUUGUGAAAUGCUUAGAAGCCGCCAUCGAACGUAGAGUCUGCGAGGGUGUCAGACUAGAGUUAUGUGCUAACAAUAGGGUAGGUUUGCUUUCGGACAUAACACGGAUUUUUCGUGAAAAUGGCCUUGUCAUUGUUAGAGCAGAUGUGGCGACAGAGGGUGGGAAAGCCAUGAAUGCAUUCUACGUUUGUGAUGUCUCUGGAAGUGAAGUAGACAUGGAAAUUGUGGAGUCAAUGAGGAAAGAGAUAGAGCCUCUUGCACUUGAAGUAAGGAAUGAUUCACCUUCCUCUACUUCUGGGGAUCGGCCCCGAUUAUCUCUAGGUGGUCUUUUGAAAUCGCACAUUGAACGUUUGUCUCAAAAUUUCUCUUCCAUUAAGUGAAAGAAACGUAGCAUGGCGCUAGCUGUUCAUAUCGGAUAAAUUUAUAUAGAUACGUUUGUUUCGUUAUUAGUAUUAUAUUGCUUCAAAUUUUUGGUUACAAAUAGUGGAAAGUAACUUGUCUGAAUGAAUCACCAGCCAUGAUGUUAAUAAGCGAUGUAAAUACUUGAUUAGUUAGUCCAACAAGAUGACUCGAUUGUCUUUCUUUUCUGUA
Papaver somniferum (opium poppy) is the source of this 1991-nucleotide messenger RNA. RefSeq names its product ACT domain-containing protein ACR2-like. The transcript has 7 exons. NCBI's taxonomy places the organism in Eukaryota, Viridiplantae, Streptophyta, Magnoliopsida, Ranunculales, Papaveraceae. Bases 347 to 1780 code for a protein of 477 amino acids. The record is from RefSeq and is a predicted model, not a curated record.